Fusarium musae is the source of this 678-nucleotide messenger RNA. RefSeq lists its product as uncharacterized. The transcript has a single exon. Lineage: Eukaryota; Fungi; Ascomycota; Sordariomycetes; Hypocreales; Nectriaceae. The coding region runs from base 1 to 678 and encodes 225 amino acids. The record is from RefSeq and is a predicted model, not a curated record.
AUGUCGGAAGAAAACCCCCAAGCCAACAAUCCUUCGGAGAACUUCGCACCAGGUAGUGCGCCUCAAGCCCUGGAUUCGAAUGCAGCCACGGGUAUGGUUGUGUAUGAGCCACAGCCUGAACCCCAGAACGAGCCAAACGAUUUCCCACCAGAGUUUGCGGCCGAAGAUGCACCCCAAUUCUUCCGUCGGGACGUGCCCGAGAAUGUGCAUGUGAACGAUCAGUAUCAUUAUGGACCUGAUAACGGCAAAUCUCGGGAACACGUUCCUCGGGAGCAAGUAUAUGCGAACAACAUACCCCCGGAAGAUGAGCUGGGAAGCCACACUGGAAGUAGAGUUCGUUUUGAUGAGAACUUGCCUAGCAGACGGUCGAGAGAGAACGAGUCCGGGAGAAUGAGCUCGCACGGUGGAGGCAGUCAUCGAGGACAAUCUCACAUAGACGAGCCUCAUGGAAGGGAGCCUCGCGGCGCGGACCACAGCGAGAAGAAACCUCACCGCUCACGAACAUCUGGAUUUCACAGAUCACACAAGCCACCAAAGAAAGAGGAGUAUCACAAGACAAGAAAAGUAGAUGCUACACCCAAGUAUGGCCGACCAUCGUUCUUUGCCAGCGUAGGGCACAUGAUGAGCGAUACCACUUACGUGAGAUAUCCGGUUGAAACAAAGAGGAAAGGAAAGUGA